Molecule: messenger RNA, 1105 nt
Organism: Trifolium pratense (red clover)
Lineage: Eukaryota; Viridiplantae; Streptophyta; Magnoliopsida; Fabales; Fabaceae
Product: U-box domain-containing protein 6-like
Exons: 4
Coding region: 317-1069 (250 amino acids)
Source: RefSeq, a predicted model, not a curated record
AAGCUCUUCUAUCUUUUUCUUUUCUUUUUUCCAUUAUGUUGUGCACCAGAUGAAGAGUCAACGAAGACCAAGCAUGACUGCAUGGCCCAAACAUGAUAGAAUCACGCGGCAAACAAUACUGCUAAAUAGUAGUAAAUCCUAUUUAAGAUCAAAACUUGCCACAGCUUAAGGAAAAGCUGAAAAUAGACAGAAGAAUAAGCAAAGACUGUUGUGUUUCUCUCAGCAACAUAUAUUGCCACCAACCAAGUUCCUAACAUUACCACUCAUCAUCAUUUUUCUUCUUUUUCUCUUCUUCUCACCCACUUUCAAUCUCUAGAUGCUUCCCAAUAACUGUUCUACACCUCUGGAGAUUCCAAUUCCAACCUCUUCUAAAUUCAAGGUUCACCAUUCAAUAUGCAUAGAGCUUCAAGGAUUCAUUGAUAGAAUUUUGCAUAUUAUAUUAUCAGUUGAAUCUUCAAGACCAAAUUGUACUUUAGCAAUUCAAGCAUUGUGCUCUUUGCACUUCACUUUGGAUAAAGCCAAUUUAAUUAUCAAACACUGUUCUGAAGCCAGUAAACUCUAUCUGGUAAUAACAUCACACAAGAUUCUUUCAAGAUGCGAAAAAGUAAGAAACUCUUUCGCGUUGUACUUGACUCAGAUUCAAAAUACUGUUCCAAUUUCAUUGGUUGCUGAGAUAUGUACAAUACUACAUGAUCUAAACCAUACAAAAUUUUCAUUGGAAUUUGAAGAAGAUGAGACUAGGAAAAUUUUACUUUCAUUGCUUGAGAAGGAAUUUUCUGAUUCAGUUUCUAUGGAGAAUGCAGAAGUUGAAGCUAUUCAAAAUGUAGCAUUGAGGUUGGAUAUAAAAUCUUCAUUUUCUCUCUUAGUAGAGAAAACAAGUCUUAAAAAGCAACUUGAAAAGGUCAAUAAGACAAACCAAAAAGACAAGGAACUUUUACAAUACCUUUUGUAUUUGUUAAUUAAAUAUGGAAAAUUCAUUUUUCAGUUUCAAAAUGGAAACAAUGUGUGUGUUAAUCAAGUCAAUAUUAUGAUUAUUGACUCUGUCGAACCAAUUGUUGGAAAUUUAUGAUUAUAUAUUGUCCAUAAAGCUUCUGUGUUAUUUUCA